CUUUACCAUGAACACCUACCUCUUUGUGUAUGACUUAAUGCAAUUUUGUGGACAUUCCUGGAUAUUUACAAAUAUGAUCAUCCGGUUCAUGUCAUUUGGAAAAGAUUCAUUGGCCGACACAUUUUACUCCAUAGGACUUGUAAUGCGCAUUUGCCAGUUGUUAUCUAUAUUGGAGAUCCUACACAUCCUCAUUGGCAUUGAUAAAACCCGUCUCUUCCCCAGGUUUCUGCAGAUCACUGAGAGAAUAAUUGUUUUAUUUGUCGUGAUCAACAGUCAGGAAGAAGUUCAAGGGAAAUACGUUGUGUGUGUUUUAUUUUUCCUUUGGAAUUUACUAGAUGUGGUCAGGUACACUUACAACAUGUUAGCAAGGACAGGAAUAUACUACCUACCACUGACAUGGCUCAACUUCUCACUUUGCAUCCCACUCUAUCCCCUUUCAGUUCUCGCUAAAGCAUUUGCAAUUUGUGUGUCACUGCCUUAUUUUGAAUCCUUUGGCACAUACUCCAUCAAGCUAUCAUUGCCAUUCACCUUCUCAAUCUACUUCCCCUAUGUUCUCAAAAUGUACCUGCUAGUGCUCUUUAUAGGUAUGUGCUUUAUCAUCCAGAACCUCUUCUCUGAAAGAAAGGCACAUCUAGGGACAGUUAACAUCAAAAAGAAAAGAAGCUAA
This is a messenger RNA of Phaethon lepturus (White-tailed tropicbird), 667 nucleotides long. RefSeq names its product protein tyrosine phosphatase-like A domain containing 2 (gene HACD4). NCBI's taxonomy places the organism in Eukaryota, Metazoa, Chordata, Aves, Phaethontiformes, Phaethontidae. Gene Ontology annotation, cellular component: endoplasmic reticulum membrane. Gene Ontology annotation, biological process: fatty acid elongation; very long-chain fatty acid biosynthetic process; sphingolipid biosynthetic process. The coding region runs from base 8 to 667 and encodes 219 amino acids. The record is from RefSeq and is a predicted model, not a curated record. The transcript is spliced from 6 exons. Gene Ontology annotation, molecular function: 3-hydroxyacyl-CoA dehydratase activity.